UCCAACUAAGGAAUACCUGUCGAGGGCAAAGGAGAUGGAUGUGGAACGACCAUCCAACGUGUCGUUCUUCGACUUCGUGGGGGGACUGCAGCUGCUGCGCGGGGAGGACGCGCGCACCGCCAUGCCGGUCGUCCUGAUGGGAAUCUGCGUGUCCGGAGCGCUCGGAAACCUGCUCGUUCUGCUGAUUUUCAUCCGUGACUUCAGACACGGGAAGGGCUCCGAGGUGAAGGCGCUCCUCGCCUCUCUGGCGUGCACGGAUCUGGUGAUCCUGCUGCUGUGCGCUCCCGUGCGCGCCAUCACCUACUACGCGCAGAGCUGGACGCUGGGCGGUUUUGCGUGCCGCACCACGGACUGGUUCCAGCACUCCUGCGUGGUGGCCAAAACCCUCAUCGUCGCAGCCACAACCAGAGCCAAGCACACCCUGGUCACAGCCCCGGGGCCCGUGCACAGCCCGACGUGGAUCCACGCAGCCCUGGCUUUUAUCUGGAUAGUGUCCAUGCUGUUCCCCAUCCCGCAGCUGCUUUUCUCCUCCCUGCUGCCUCAUGGAAGCGGCUUCAUCUGCGUCUCCGAGAUGCCGGCGUGCGCGUCUGACUUCAUGAGCCUGUUCUACAAGAUCUACCCCACCGCCACCUUCGUGGUGCCGGUGGUCUGCACGCUGGGCUACUACACCAAGACCCUGCACACGGCGGUGAACCACGCCCCGGCCCCGCACCAGCACCCCAGGGUGAUCCUGGUGCUGCUGUGCCUGAGCGGGGCCCUGGGGCUCCUGCUGCUGCCGGACUGGGCCGCCUUCACCUGGAUCCGCCUCGGCUACAACCCCCCUCCCGUGGGGCUGGUGAUGUGCGCGCAGGUGCUGCUUUACGCGUGCAGCUCCCUGUCUCCGGUCAUCCUCAUGACCAUGUACGACGACGUGCGCCAGGGCCUGGUGGCCGUGUGGUUGUUGCUGCUCUGCAGGAGCAGGAGGAGCAUGCAGAGCUCCAACAAGUCUCCAAAAACGGAGGGCAACGGUGCGGAGGUCGCGGCCAACGCCGUGGCCAACGCGCUGGAGCAGCAGGAGCAGGAGGAGGAGAAGACGAUCCCCGACGUGGAGCACUUCUGGACCGGCCGCAGGGACACGCAUGUGGACGAGCAGCACGACCCCAUCCCCUGGGAGACGGAGGAGAAGAUGCUGUAGGAAAGAAAGGCUGGAGAGUUCGUACAGCCUUGCCCAAA
Molecule: messenger RNA, 1212 nt
Organism: Cololabis saira (Pacific saury)
Lineage: Eukaryota; Metazoa; Chordata; Actinopteri; Beloniformes; Belonidae
Product: G-protein coupled receptor 151
Exons: 1
Coding region: 35-1174 (379 amino acids)
Biological process (GO): G protein-coupled receptor signaling pathway
Cellular component (GO): membrane
Molecular function (GO): G protein-coupled receptor activity
Source: RefSeq, a predicted model, not a curated record